Molecule: messenger RNA, 2556 nt
Organism: Synchiropus splendidus (mandarinfish)
Lineage: Eukaryota; Metazoa; Chordata; Actinopteri; Syngnathiformes; Callionymidae
Gene: chst14
Product: carbohydrate (N-acetylgalactosamine 4-0) sulfotransferase 14
Exons: 2
Coding region: 250-1407 (385 amino acids)
Biological process (GO): dermatan sulfate proteoglycan metabolic process; carbohydrate biosynthetic process
Cellular component (GO): membrane
Molecular function (GO): sulfotransferase activity
Source: RefSeq, a predicted model, not a curated record
CAGUGUGUUGCUCGUGCAGCUUUUCGAGGAACAAACGGAAACUUGAAGACAGCGGGUGGUGACGUCACAAAUAGUAAAAGUGCUCGUUGAGAGGGGUAAAGUUUGGAGCCUCCGAAAAAGCCUCAGAAGUUCUGCAUGACAUGAACAGCGAGGCCGACGUUCGAGUUAGCGCUGGCUUUUAGCCCGCAGCAUGGACGGCAGGUAGCGAUCUGCUUAUUGUACAGCGGCGUGUCGGUUUUUUCUUUCUAAAUGAAGUUUAAACAGCGAUCGGGAGGAGACCAGGUGAGACUCGGCGCGUCUCCACGCAGGCAGGACUCCACAAAGCGGACGAUGGGAGCCCGCAGCGCCACCCUGAUAAACUUGCGGCCGACGGUGAGCUCGGUCCGCCGGAGCUCCGCCGUGCUGCCCUCAGUGCUAACGUUCCUGGUGAUCGUGGCAUCCGCAGGCCUGCUGCUCAUGAUCGAGAAAGGAAUGCUCAACAGCAUGGAGACGCCUCCACCCCGGGGGAACGCCAGGCGCUCCGAUUUCAUCCGCCAGGCAGGGAAGCUCGGUCGGGAAAACGUGGACGUGGAUUCCCAGAUCAUGCAGGAGAUCCGGAACCGGACCAUCAGGACCAUGUGCAGCCAGAAAAACAUGCCUCACAGCAUUUGGUCCCUGACUCCCCAGCAGAGGAAAACCGUGCUGCAGCACAUCCUGGUCAACGACGAGUACCGCUUCCUCUACUGCUACGUCCCCAAAGUGGCCUGCUCCAACUGGAAGCGGGUCAUGAAGGUCCUAAGUGGAGCCCUGAAGAAUGUGAAGGUCAAUAUCAAGAUGAACCAUCGCAGCGACCUGGUGUUUCUAGCCUCCCUGAAGCCAGAGGAGAUCCGCUACCGUCUUAAGCACUACUUCAAGUUCAUGUUUGUGCGAGAACCGAUGGAGCGUCUGCUCUCAGCGUACAGGAACAAAUUUGGCGAGAUUGAGUCGUACCAGAAAAAAUACGGCGUGGAGAUCAUCAAACGUUACAGGAAGAAGUCCAACAAACACUCGCUGGUCACCGGAGACGACGUGACCUUUGCCGAGUUUGUUCGAUACCUGCUGGAUGAGGAUGUGGAGCGUAUGAACGAGCACUGGAUGCCCGUGUACAACUUGUGCCAACCGUGUGCCGUCUCUUAUGACUAUAUCGGAUAUUACGAGCAUCUGGAGAGAGACUCGGAGUAUCUGCUGGAGAAAAUAGGAGCACCGCCAGAUGUUCACUUUCCUGAGAGGCAAUCUUGGUACAAACCCGUUACAUCAGAGACACUACACUACUACCUCUGCAGUCUGCCACAGAAGCUGCUGAGAGAACUGCUGCCUAAGUACAUUCUAGACUUCUCCCUCUUCACCUACCCCCUGCCCAAUACAACCACUGAGCACUGCCGUCAUUAAGUGUCCCAAUGCAAUAUAAACCGUGUUUCUUUAAAGGUGUGUACUUUUAUACUAGGUCAAUGUAUCGCUACACAUUCCUGUUACAGAGGACCCAAAGUUCUUGAUGGACAAGCCUGAUUUAUUUGAACUUUUUCAUGUUUUACAUUCAAAUAAAACUUGUUACGAGUAGAUUUAAUUUCUUUUUGACUUUAUUUGAGCAAUAAUUUAAUAUAACAGAAGAGGAAGAACAUUUAGGACUCAGCAGUAAAACCUACUAAUGACUUCAGUGAAGUAAAGACUCCCACACACGGAUGAUGUUUCCCAGCUCACAUUGGCACUCGAACCUCUCACUGGAUUGCCUCGUCAGCACUUUUCAUUAGUCAUUCAUCCAUGAAACUCACACUUCUGAGAAGAGACAAAAGGAUUGGGGUUGGAGACAUGAAUGCAUGUGCUGUAAACUUGGAAAGUUUCUCUGUUCAAACACGUCUCAGAGAAAAUUACCAACACAACCGGGGCAUCGAGAAUAUGCGUCAUGAUCUGAGUUGGUCUUACUUGUCAGAUGAUUUUUCCCUAGAGCGGACCUGCGGCUGUGGGUUCGGCUGGUUGGCCGAGACGUCUUGGGGGUCGGCAGACAUGUUUAAGGACGAUGAGAUUGAAGCACCUUGUUUUCGCAUUUCCUGAACUGUCCGCUCACUGCAGUCGGAGACAGUCACAAGUUUGUCACACAGUGUUGCGCUGCAAUAUGGGCUUUUGAGCAAGACUUGUGCAACAUGUACUAAUGAUGCAGCUCAAGAGAGUUAUGUUGUUCUAAGACCUCAUUGCAUCACCACCAUCACCUUCUUCAACUAGAUUAGACAACUGAAAGUGAUAUGAGAAACAAAAUGUAUUAAACAACUUCAAUAUUAAUCUGCCCUAUAACAGCUUAAAAGGCCCCUCACUCAGGCGUCUCGUGUUAGAACAAGACCUGGAAACUUGAAACUCAAACAUGCAUUCAUCAUUCACUUUAGUAAACACCUCGUACUGCUCAGGUCUAAACAAGAACAAGUUAUUUAUCAAAUAGUUCUUUCAAUGCUGGUGUAAAUAUCAGCGCCUGCCGGCAGUGCUCAAUGAAAACACUUGAUGUCGCAUUCAUUCUGCUUGGCUUUUACCUUAUUCAUUAUCUGUUUUUCC